AUGGAGGCAGCAGAGAAAAUGGCAGGGAUUUUUAUGCCAAAAUGGCAACUGGCUCAUGUUUUAGCCAGGAAUUCUUGUUUCUCUUCAGGUCGUGUGCUUCAGGUGGAGGACUGUUUCAACUUACAUAGGCACAUAGAAAGAAAUAUCGAUGAAUCUGGUUUAACCCUGUUACAUGGAGAUGCUAAAACAGUUUCAGGUGCAUUUUUCUGUUUGUGUGAUCUUUGCUUGAUUCUUAAGAUUUCAGAGUUUCUCAACGAGUUUUACAAAAAAUACUUGUUCAGUAUUUUGGAACUCAUAUUUGGUGUGUUGAGGGAUAGCCUUUAUAAACCUGGAUUCAAUUUGCAUGUUAUGGGUGAAGGUGGCUUGUUAACUAGAGCUGAGCCUUUGUGGCAGCAUGUUGCGCUUUCUUUGUUUCCAAAAUUUCUCCCAAUAGGGCCAUUAAUAGCAAACAGAGCUAAUAGGCUUUUAGAUAUUUCCCAAUCACAAUUUUGGGCUAAUGACUCUUCUUGCAUAAGUUGGCUUAAUCAACAAAAGGAUUGCUCAGUCAUAUACAUCGCAUUUGGUAGCUUCACUAUACACGAGCAACACCAAUUUUAUGAGUUGGCUCAUGGACUUAAGCUCACUCGUAGGCCAUUCCUUUGGGUUGUUCGUCCAGGAUUCAUCUCAAGUGAAAAGGCAAAAAGUACUAUGUUUGACCCAUUACAUACAUUUUUGGGAAUUGAAAAUAUGGUUGGAAAGAUUGUUAGUUGGGCACCUUAA
Cannabis sativa is the source of this 759-nucleotide messenger RNA. RefSeq names its product flavonol 3-O-glucosyltransferase UGT76E12-like. The record is from RefSeq and is a predicted model, not a curated record. NCBI's taxonomy places the organism in Eukaryota, Viridiplantae, Streptophyta, Magnoliopsida, Rosales, Cannabaceae. Bases 1 to 759 code for a protein of 252 amino acids. Gene Ontology annotation, molecular function: nuclear export signal receptor activity. The transcript has 6 exons.